Molecule: messenger RNA, 2658 nt
Organism: Pocillopora verrucosa
Lineage: Eukaryota; Metazoa; Cnidaria; Anthozoa; Scleractinia; Pocilloporidae
Product: sorting nexin-27
Biological process (GO): signal transduction; endocytic recycling; intracellular protein transport
Cellular component (GO): early endosome
Molecular function (GO): protein binding; phosphatidylinositol-3-phosphate binding
Source: RefSeq, a predicted model, not a curated record
UCAAACAUGGCGGACGAUGAAGAGGCUGACGCUCGUCAAGCUGAUCCUUACGGACCCAGGUUAAUUGAAUUGUUUCGAGGAGAAAAUGGAUUUGGAUUUAACGUCCGUGGCCAGGUAUCAGAAGGGGGGCAACUGAAGUCAAUAAAUGGAGAACUGUAUGCACCGUUGCAGCAUGUAAGCGCCGUAUUGGAGAGUGGCCCCGCUCAUAACGGAGGGGUUAGGAUUGGUGAUCGAAUCCUUGAAGUGAAUGGUGAAAAUGUGGAAGGUGCCACUCACAAACAUGUAGUGAACCUGAUCAAGAAAGGCGGAGAUAAACUGACUUUAGUUGUGAUAUCUGUGAGUUCACAUGAAGCUGAGAAACUUGAGAGUGAGAGUUCAUCUGGAGGAGAAUAUUAUGAUUAUACAGACAAGAGAGCUGUAUCAUUAUCAAUACCUGAGACAAGACAAGUUGUUAGCAAUGGUGAAACAUAUGUGGUGUAUAAUAUCUACUAUGGAGACAAGCAUAUUUGUUCCAGAAGAUACAAAGAAUUUUCAAAUUUGCACAACCAGCUUAAGAAGGAGUUUAGAGAUUUCCAGUUUCCUAAGUUUCCUGGAAAGUGGCCAUUUCACUUAUCUGAUCAACAAAUAGAAGCUCGUAGAAAAGCUUUGGAAUCUUACUUUGAUCAAGUUAAUUCAGUGAAAGUUAUUGGAGAGUCAGACAUCAUGGUAGACUUUCUCAAGUCUUCAGAAAACCAACUCCAGCAAGAGAAAGAAGAGGAAGAUGGUUCAAUGAAAGUUGAGUUAAGAGUAUUUUUACCAGAUGAUUCAAUUACGACUGUGACUGUUCUGAAAUGUCACAAAACAGUUCAAGUAUAUCAGGCCAUGACAGAAAAGCUAAAUUUGGACCAAGACAGCAUCUCAAACUUUGCACUCUUUGAGAUUGGUGAUGAUGGUUUUGAACGCAAACUUGAACAGAAUGAGUUCCCCCACAACUUAUAUAUCAAGAGUUAUACUGCAUCAUCUACAACCUGUCUUGCUUUUCGAAAGUGGAUAUUUACCCUAGCAAGGGAAGUGCAGAUGAACAAUGAUGAGAGUGCGGUUAACCUCCUAUAUACUCAGGCAGUUAGUGACUUGAGAAGACGAAAAUUGUCCCCUGGAAAAAACCUGCAAAAGCUUAAAGACCUGCAGGCAGCAAAUAAAAAGAAAGAGUAUCUUGAUGUUGCAAGGACGUUGGAUGGAUAUGCAACUGUUGUUUUUCCUCACUGUGGUUGCGAUGCGAGAAGAACUGGUCAUGUGAUCGUUUCUAUCGGUUUAAACUGUUUUCAACUACAAGCGUGUUCCUCCGAGGGUGAAAAAGAGGAGCAGGAGCACACAUUUAACUGGGAGGAGCUGACACAAUGGGAGGCUGAUAGAGAAGCAAUGGCAUUUUGUUUUGAGUACAAAAAAGGGGAUAAAAAGCCAAAAUGGGUUAAAGUAUAUUCCACAUACUAUGUUUAUAUGAAUGCGUGCGUUGACAGAGUCAUGGCUGAGAUCGAAAUGAAUAACAAGGAUGGUAUUUUACCAUUGUAUCCAGGCGGAAUAAAGGCAAACAUGCCAUCAGAAGAAGCAACUGGGGACAUUACAGAUUCACAGGAAACGGAGAUCACUGCCGCUUCCAACCAGAAGAGUCAUACCAAACCAUACUCUGCCAAGAAUAAUAAAUUUUCAAUGCCAAGGACGUCCUCAAAGAAUUUUAAUUCCGCCAUCGAAGAUGAGGACUUGUGAAUUAAGUACAAGUAGAAAUGGUCUGAGACUGGCUUUCCUCGCUGGAUUUUUUACUUCACUAGAAGCACGUGUGUUGCCAAUAGAGCUUCAAUUUGUGCCUUAAAAGCUACUAGUGAUCAUUAUUGAGGCUUCUUCGAGGCAUAUGAACUGUCAGCUCCUGAUAGACAAUACUUUUUUACUCACGGCUAACUUCUACUGAUAGAGGCCUGUGUAAAGUCGAUUUGCUUUAAGAUUUACCGUUUUAACUCUGACACAAAACUUAGUAAUCAACUACAACCGCAACCUUGAAUGAAGUCUGAAAGUCUCGCAUCUUUGGCAGAUAGAAGACAUCGAUGAUUUUUCAUGCCUAAAGAAAGAUUGCACUGUUUCUGACCUUUGAAUCUUUCGUUAGAGGAACCAUUAGGAUUCACGCCUUAUCCACUUAGGAGAGUUCAACACAUUUAUAAUGUUGUAUUUGAUUUUGAGUACUACACAAUUUUCAUUCUUGGAUGCGUGUAAAUAAAGGUGAUUGUACAACAAAUUAACCCUAUCGUUCCCACAGAGGAAGCUUGGGAAGACGGCAAUUGAAAAAAAAAAUAUUAAGAAUCGUAGUAGGGGUUUUCAGUUGGAAGAAAGACUACAGUAGUUUUCGGUUGUAUAGGCAGGGCUUCAAAGAAAUAGGCGCAUAGUGUUUUGUCUAGCUAUUCAUAUGAUAUAGAUAUCAAAUACAGAGUCCAAGUAAGAAGUGGUAUUAAAAUAGUAAAUAGACAAUACUAGGACAAAUACUUUCAAGUUAUUAGAUCUGAGUCAAUAACCUAUUCCUUGUAGCCAGUAAAUAUAUUUUAGAAACAGGAAAUACGUGGCGGGUCCUAACAUUCUUUUGAUCUAAAUUAUAUUAGUACUUUGUUUAGUAAAAGUAUCCAAAAAAUACUGAUU